AUGUCUUCACCUCUCAACGCGAUCCGUCGCAAGAAGAAUGUCAAGAAGGGUAUCCAAUUCUGUUUGAUGGUGUGCGGCGCCAGUGGAACUGGACGCACAACCUUCGUCAACACUCUCUGUGGCAAGAAAGUUCUCGAGCACAAAGAUGCAGACGAUGCCGAAAACGCACACGUUGAGGAGGGUGUACGGAUCAAGCCAGUGACAGUUGAGUUAGAGCUUGAUGAGGAGGGCACCCGCAUCUCCCUGACAAUUGUUGACACCCCCGGAUUCGGUGACCAAAUCGACAACGAGGCUAGCUUCUCAGAGAUCGUCGGAUACCUAGAACGCCAAUAUGAUGACAUCCUUGCUGAAGAGUCGAGAAUCAAACGUAACCCCCGUUUCAGGGACAACCGAGUUCAUGCUCUGCUCUACUUUAUCACCCCUACCGGACACGGUCUUCGAGAACUCGAUAUUGAACUAAUGAAGCGAUUGUCUCCUCGUGUCAAUGUCAUCCCCGUCAUUGGCAAAGCAGAUUCCCUCACCCCGGCUGAAUUAGCUGAGUCGAAGAAGCUUGUUAUGGAAGACAUUGAGCACUACCGCAUUCCCGUCUACAACUUCCCAUAUGAUAUCGAAGAAGAUGACGAAGAUACCGUUGAAGAGAACGCUGAAUUGCGUGGCCUCAUGCCAUUUGCCAUUGUUGGUUCCGAGGAAGUCACUGAGAUCGGUGGUAAGAAGGUCCGGGCCCGACAAUACCCUUGGGGAGUUGUCGAGGUCGAAAACCCUCGCCACUCCGACUUCCUUGCCAUUCGCAGUGCUCUCCUGCACAGCCAUUUGGCCGAUCUCAAGGAGAUCACUCACGACUUCCUCUAUGAGAACUACCGUACCGAGAAACUCAGCAAGAGUGUGGACGGUAUUUCAGCCAACCAAGAUUCUUCUAUGAACCCCGAAGACCUUGCCUCCCAGUCAGUCCGCCUCAAGGAGGAGCAACUGCGCCGCGAGGAGGAGAAGCUUCGCGAGAUCGAACUCAAAGUGCAACGUGAAAUCAACGAGAAGCGCCAGGAGCUCUUGGCUCGCGAGAGCCAGCUCCGGGAAAUCGAGGCCCGCAUGCAACGAGAAGCCAGCAGUCACUUACCUAUUGGCGGUGAAGAGCUCAAUGGAGAAGCUUAG
Molecule: messenger RNA, 1146 nt
Organism: Talaromyces proteolyticus
Lineage: Eukaryota; Fungi; Ascomycota; Eurotiomycetes; Eurotiales; Trichocomaceae
Product: septin spn3
Exons: 6
Coding region: 1-1146 (381 amino acids)
Biological process (GO): cytoskeleton-dependent cytokinesis
Cellular component (GO): microtubule cytoskeleton; septin ring; cytosol
Molecular function (GO): GTPase activity; molecular adaptor activity; GTP binding
Source: RefSeq, a predicted model, not a curated record